AUGUUGUUUAAAAAACUUGGUCCUUUAUCUUUCCUUUUUAUUAUCUUAAAAUGUUUAAACACGGCUUCCGCCCAAUCCCCCCAAAUUUGCGAUAAAGCACCUGACGAUGCAAUAAAAAAUGCUUGUAAAAAUAUGGCUAAUGUAAUGGUUAAUGUUUCCAAUUUUGUUGCUGAAAAUCCACUAACGAAAGGAAUGACUCAAGAUAGUGCUAGCGAUAGGCCUGAACUUAAAUGCUUGAAUCAAAGCUGUGUUUGUCCAUAUUAUGGAGGCAAAACUGAUGGUUCUGUCAAUGGUUGUACCCUUCCAAACGGUCAAAAAGUUCAAAAAGCACUUCGUAAAGAAAUAAGAAUGAUAUCAGAUGAAGAAAGAAAUGAACUUUUUAAAGCAAUUCGAGAUAUGAAAGAUACUUCAGAUUAUGAUUAUAUAGCUGCAAUACACAAACUUGCCUAUGAACAAGGCGGUGCUCACAUGGGAGCCGCAUUUUUUUCUUGGCACAAUGAAUAUUGUAAAAGAUAUGAAAUCUUGAUUCGUAAAAGAAACCCUUCACUUGCUUUACACUAUUUGGACUCUACACUGGAUAGUCCGUUACCGACUCCAGCAGAUUCUGUUCUUUUUACAGAUGAGGUAAAUUACCUGAGAUAAAUUAAUUAGCAACCAGGCCUAAAGGAAAUGAAGAUAUAUGUAAGCUGUAGGGAACAUUAAGUAGAUUGAAAAGAACAAUGAACAAGGGAAAGUAGGUUGAAGGGAACAUGGAUUGUAGGGCAAAAGGGAAAAGGAGAAAUAGAAAGAAACAAGGAAAGUAGUCUGUAGAUUAGUUUUUCUUUCCCCUAAGUA
This is a messenger RNA of Meloidogyne enterolobii, 834 nucleotides long. The record is from the annotation of a GenBank genome assembly. NCBI's taxonomy places the organism in Eukaryota, Metazoa, Nematoda, Chromadorea, Rhabditida, Meloidogynidae.